Molecule: messenger RNA, 1375 nt
Organism: Macadamia integrifolia
Lineage: Eukaryota; Viridiplantae; Streptophyta; Magnoliopsida; Proteales; Proteaceae
Product: serine carboxypeptidase 1-like
Exons: 12
Biological process (GO): proteolysis; secondary metabolic process
Molecular function (GO): acyltransferase activity, transferring groups other than amino-acyl groups; serine-type carboxypeptidase activity
Source: RefSeq, a predicted model, not a curated record
ACUGUGGAUGAGAGUCAUGAGAGAAAACUAUUUUACUACUUAGUUACUUCGGAGAGGAACCCAUUGAAGGAUCCAGUUGUUCUGUGGCUUAAUGGUGGACCAGGCUGCUCUAGCUUUGACGGUUUUGUGUAUGAGCAUGGCCCAUUCAAUUUUCAAAAGGCAAAUAAGUCUGGAGCAUUACCCCGACUGCAUCUCAAUCCACACAGCUGGUCCAGGGUGUCAAACAUCAUCUAUUUGGAUUCUCCUGCCGGAGUUGGAUUUUCUUACUCCAAACUUCAGGAUGACUAUAAAACUGGAGACUUUAAGACUGCAUCUGAAUCGCACAACUUUCUCCUAAAGUGGUUUGAGCAAUACCCAGAGUUCCUUUCUAGCCCAUUUUACCUAGCUGGAGAGUCAUUUGCUGGAGUUUAUGUGCCAACUCUUGCUUCUGAAGUUGCAAAAGGAAUUAUAGCUGGCUUAAAGCCCAUUCUCAACUUCAAGGGUUACAUAAUUGGAAAUGGUGUCACGGAUGAAGUAAUUGAUUGCAAUGCUUUUGUACCGUUUGAACAUGGGAUGGGUCUCAUCUCAGAUGAUCUAUAUGAGGAGACCGUGAAAACCUGUAAAGGAAAUCCUUCUUAUGGUGUCUGUGGAGAUUUGCUUCAAAAAAUUGAAGAUGACCUCAGUAGCCUAAACCUAUACGACAUUCUUGAGCCCUGCUACCACAGCCCAUCAGCUGGAAAGAUCGCAGAUGGUAACAUCACGUUACCUUAUAGCUUCAAGCAUUUAGGUGAGACUGAGAGGCCUCUUGCUGUGAGGAAAAGGAUGUUUGGUCGUGCUUGGCCUUUUAGAGCUCCUGUGAGAGAUGGGUUAGUUCUGACAUGGCCACAGAUCCUGAAUCGUUCCAGUGUUCCAUGCUUUGAUGAUAGAGUUGCUACUGAAUGGCUGAACAAUGCAGCAGUUAGGAAAGCAAUUCAUGCUGAACAGGAUAGCGUCAUUGGUGCCUGGGUGCUAUGUAAAGGUCUCACUUAUUAUCUUGAUGCUGGAAGCAUGAUCAAGUAUCACAAGAACCUCACUGCUUUUGGUUAUCGGGCUCUUAUUUACAGGUACACCCAAGGCUAUGCCAAAAACCUCACAUUUCUCACUAUAAAGGGCUCUGGACAUACUGUACCUAAAUACAAGCCAGUAGAGGCAUUGGCCUUUUAUAGCCGUUGGUUGGAAGGACAUUCAAUAUGAACAAAUUUGAAGAAUUGGAUACACAAGAGAGAAGUAUUAUAAAUGUCCUCCCUGUAUUUGUUAUCCUUAUGUUGAGUAUGGAAGAAUGCAUCCUUAUUUAUAAUGAAUAUACAGAUUCGUUUUUUGAUUAAAAUUCAAAGUUGUCUAGGUGUCACACCCUGCC